AUGACAGAGGCCGAGGCCGUGUACCGCUACGAGUCCGGAUAUAUCUCCCACAGCGCGAAGAAAGAUUACGGGCCGUUGGACUUCACCGGACGCAUAGCGGGGGGUUUGCGACUCGACAUUCGCAGGAGGGCGUUCAUAGCAGCCCUCGCCCCUGCGAUUACCUUCGGCAGCCGGUUCCUCGACGGCACGAACGGCCAGUUCGGUGUGUUGGAGAUGAUAAUGAGUACUUCGAUAUCGGGCUUGAUCUUCUCGACAUUUGCGGGCCAGCCGUUGUCAAUCCUUGGAGCUACGGGUCCCUUCUUGGCCUACACCUUGGUCGUCUACGACCUCGCUAUUGCAGUCGACAUAGAGUUCAUGCCAUUUUACUUCUGGACCUGCAUGUGGUGCUCGGUGUUCACUAUCCUCGUGGCGGUGUUCGACUUGUGCGCACUCAUGAAGCACGUGACCAUGUUCAGUGAGGACAUCUUCGCGGGACUGAUAUCUUUGAUCUUCAUCAUUGACGGAGUGAGGCCAAUCAUCGAAAAUUUCACGGAGAGCAGGCUCACGCUCACGAAUUGCAUGUUCGAGAGCUUGUUGUUUCUUUGGACAUAUGGAUGGGCCACAUACUUGUCCAGCUUCCGACGCACACCUUGGACAUUCCGAGCCAUCCGUAACUUUGGGGCCAACUUCGCGGUCACCAUCGCAUUGGUUUCGGGUUCAGCAAUGGCCGCCAUUUACUCGAAUGACACGGGCCUGAGGAUGUUGCAGGUGGAUGCUGACUUCGCCCCGAACUUGAGUUUGUCCGAUGGCAGCAAGCGGCCCUGGAUCGUGAAUCCUGCAGGCAUCGAGCGCCCGUUCCCGGCUUGGGGCAUUGCGUAUGCGGUGCUGCCAGCCAUUGGCUUUGCGGUGUUGGGAUACUUGGAUCAGAACCUCACCAGUGUGAUUGUGAACAGACCAUCCAACAACCUGAAAAAGCCUCCUGCGUAUCACCUUGACCUGUUUGUGCGUGGUGCACUGACCCUUCCUGUUUGCGCUGUGCUGGGCCUGCCACUCUCCGUGGCCUCCACGGUACCGAGCAUCACGCAUGUGAUCUCGUUGACCACUUACGAGGUGCAGCAGCUUCCGGAAGGUGAGCGCAAGGUGCCUACGAAGGUAGUGGAGCAGCGUGCUACUAACUUCCUGAUCCAUGUGCUGAUAGGACUUGCACUCUUCCUGGCGCCGGUGCUGAAGUUCUUGCCGCGGGCCGUGCUGCAGGGCGUGUUCUUCUACAUGGGCAUUGCAUCAUUGACCGGCAACAACUUGUUCGACCGCUUGAAGCUGUGGCUCAUCUGGGACCCGGCCAGGUACCCACAGUACCACUACGUCCAGAAGCUUCCGAUCAAGCGGGUGCACCUGUACACCUUGGUCCAAGUAGUCUGUCUUGGCAUUCUCUAUGGUUUGAAAGCCAUUAAGGAAACCUCCGUAGUGUUCCCGUUCUUCAUGGCGUCCUUGGCCAUCAUUCGCAAGGCCCUGAAGUGCAUGUUCACGGAGGAGGAGCUGAAGCAGUUGGACUCUCUUCCUGGGGAUGAUGAUGAUGAGGAGGUUGAGGCAUCAAAGCCGGGAGCCGAUCUCGUAAACCUGGAGGGGCAGGACGAGACGUCCAAGAAGGCACUCUUGAAUCUGUUCCGAUGCUCAUCACGAGCAAACAUGUACAGAAGUUCUUCCACAUUUUCCCUUGGAAUCUUGGUAGAAUGCAUGUUGGUGCGGAGCCUCCGAGCUUUGCACUUGGCCGCACUGCGGCUACACCGGCGCGCCAGCGCAUGCAGCGUUGUGUCAGACUCCUCGUCUCCAAACGCGCUCUCGCGCGCAGCGGCGUGGCGACAAACAGCGAAGCUGCCACCGGCCGAGGCCGUGUACCGCUACGAGUCCGGAUAUAUCUCCCACAGCGCGAAGAAAGAUUACGGGAGGGCGCCGCUAUUUUGCAGUGAUUGGACGGAUGCCUUCAUGCCGGAGAACUUCCAAAAAUCGGUGUCUUCAAUCUUGUUCAUAGCAGCCCUCGCCCCUGCGAUUACCUUCGGCAGCCGGUUCCUCGACGGCACGAACGGCCAGUUCGGUGUGUUGGAGAUGAUAAUGAGUACUUCGAUAUCGGGCUUGAUCUUCUCGACAUUUGCGGGCCAGCCGUUGUCAAUCCUUGGAGCUACGGGUCCCUUCUUGGCCUACACCUUGGUCGUCUACGACCUCGCUAUUGCAGUCGACAUAGAGUUCAUGCCAUUUUACUUCUGGACCUGCAUGUGGUGCUCGGUGUUCACUAUCCUCGUGGCGGUGUUCGACUUGUGCGCACUCAUGAAGCACGUGACCAUGUUCAGUGAGGACAUCUUCGCGGGACUGAUAUCUUUGAUCUUCGUCAUUGACGGAGUGAGGCCAAUCAUCGAAAAUUUCACGGAGAGCAGGCUCACGCUCACGAAUUGCAUGUUCGAGAGCUUGUUGUUUCUUUGGACAUAUGGAUGGGCCACAUACUUGUCCAGCUUCCGACGCACACCUUGGACAUUCCGAGCCAUCCGUAACUUUGGGGCCAACUUCGCUGUCACCAUCGCAUUGGUUUCGGGUUCAGCAAUGGCCGCCAUUUACUCGAAUGACACGGGCCUGAGGAUGUUGCAGGUGGAUGCUGACUUCGCCCCGAACUUGAGUUUGUCCGAUGGCAGCAAGCGGCCCUGGAUCGUGAAUCCUGCAGGCAUCGAGCGCCCGUUCCCGGCUUGGGGCAUUGCGUAUGCGGUGCUGCCAGCCAUUGGCUUUGCGGUGUUGGGAUACUUGGAUCAGAACCUCACCAGUGUGAUUGUGAACAGACCAUCCAACAACCUGAAAAAGCCUCCUGCGUAUCACCUUGACCUGUUUGUGCGUGGUGCACUGACCCUUCCUGUUUGCGCUGUGCUGGGCCUGCCACUCUCCGUGGCCUCCACGGUACCGAGCAUCACGCAUGUGAUCUCGUUGACCACUUACGAGGUGCAGCAGCUUCCGGAAGGUGAGCGCAAGGUGCCUACGAAGGUAGUGGAGCAGCGUGCUACUAACUUCCUGAUCCAUGUGCUGAUAGGACUUGCACUCUUCCUGGCGCCGGUGCUGAAGUUCUUGCCGCGGGCCGUGCUGCAGGGCGUGUUCUUCUACAUGGGCAUUGCAUCAUUGACCGGCAACAACUUGUUCGACCGCUUGAAGCUGUGGCUCAUCUGGGACCCGGCCAGGUACCCACAGUACCACUACGUCCAGAAGCUUCCGAUCAAGCGGGUGCACCUGUACACCUUGGUCCAAGUAGUCUGUCUUGGCAUUCUCUAUGGUUUGAAAGCCAUUAAGGAAACCUCCGUAGUGUUCCCGUUCUUCAUGGCGUCCUUGGCCAUCAUUCGCAAGGCCCUGAAGUGCAUGUUCACGGAGGAGGAGCUGAAGCAGUUGGACUCUCUUCCUGGGGAUGAUGAUGAGGAGGUUGAGGCAUCAAAGCCGGGAGCCGAUCUCGUAAACCUGGAGGGGCAGGACGAGACGUCCAAGAAGGAGGAGAUGACGAUCUGA
Molecule: messenger RNA, 3510 nt
Organism: Symbiodinium sp. CCMP2592
Lineage: Eukaryota; Dinophyceae; Suessiales; Symbiodiniaceae
Source: the annotation of a GenBank genome assembly